UCUCCAACCUCAUGUCAAGUGUGCAGCAGCAACAGUGGUGAAGUGGUGAUUUCAAUUCUGUACGUAAUCCUGAUCGAUCUCGCGCGCCAAACCGGUGCGCCUCCGUCUUCUGCUUCUCACUGUCGCAGCACAUCGCAAGGCUAAAGAUCACCAUGCCCAGCACUUUGGCUCGUGUCGCAGUGCUGUUCGCCGCGGGCUUCACAGCGGCGGCGGCGCUGGCCUCGGCCACGACGUUCAUCGUCGGCGACGACCAGGGCUGGACGAUCGGCGUCGACUACAUCGCCUGGGUCAGAGGCAAGACGUUCAAGGUUGGAGACAAACUAGUGUUCGACUACCCGAGCGCGGAGCACGCGGUGACGGAGGUGGGGAAGAACGACUACUUCGCCUGCGCCGGCGGCAGCGCACUGAGCAACGACCGCAGCGGCUCGACCAACGUCACGCUCACGGGCCCCGGCACGCGCUACUUCAUCUGCAACAUCCCAGGACACUGCACCAUCGGCAUGAGGCUCGCCGUCACCAUCGCCGGGGACGGCUCGCCCCCGGUCGUCACUCCGACUGCCACCGCCACGGGCUCCAGGAUCCGGCCAAGGAUGGGGCCCGUCGGCGUCGCUGCGGCCGCGGGGGCUAUGAUCAAACUCGCGUUGUAAUAAAAUAGAAGUCGGCGUUGUUCAUCAUAUUUUCCUUUCUGUUUUGUCAUACCAUUUGUCUCGUCAUACUUA
This is a messenger RNA of Panicum hallii, 719 nucleotides long. Its product is annotated as blue copper protein-like. Lineage: Eukaryota; Viridiplantae; Streptophyta; Magnoliopsida; Poales; Poaceae. Gene Ontology annotation, molecular function: electron transfer activity. The transcript has 2 exons. The coding region runs from base 153 to 647 and encodes 164 amino acids. The record is from RefSeq and is a predicted model, not a curated record. Gene Ontology annotation, cellular component: plasma membrane.